AUGGCCGUCCUUUUGCAAGACCUUUUGAAUAACGAUUCAGUAGCAGGAGGAAAUUCCCAGCGCAAUACCAAUCAAACAACAAUAAAUGCAGAUGUUACAAACGUACCAAGGUCAUCUCCAAAUGGCUACCCUGUCAACAGAGAUACUAAUAACCAUAAUCAUGGUAGUAACGCAACCUCGCUUGCAUCUCGAUCUCACUCUCCUACCGCGGUUCCAAUCAGUAUGAUGAUGACUGAACCCAUUUCAAGCAUUCCUAAAGGAAAUGUUACUCCACAUUAUAUUCAUCAUAAUGAACAACAAAAAUCCAUCGGUACGACUUUCCCAAUCUCUCCUAACAAUGAAAGAAAAUCUUCUCAAACUGAUUCCACUACAAGCACUUCCUCUUAUGCAGAUUCCCAUCCAAGUCCAACAACUUUAAGUCCUCCAUCUUCAGCAGCAUCUCCUCCUUCUCAUCCGUCAUCAUCAUCGUCAUCGACCUCUUCUCCGUCUGCUGAAGAAGACCAUCCUACGAUGACAAAUGCCGCCGCCGCUACAACUAAUAAUAACACCGAUAUAUUGGUUUGUAAAUGGAGCGAUUGUCAUGAAAGUUUCAAUCAACCUGAUCUCUUAUAUCUUCACUUAUGUCAAGAUCAUGUCGGUAGAAAAUCAAAAAAGAAUCUACAAUUAAAUUGUCAAUGGGAAAAUUGUUGUACAAAGACUGAUAAAAGAGAUCAUAUUACAUCUCAUUUAAGAGUUCAUAUCCCUUUGAAACCAUUCCAGUGUUCCACUUGUACCAAGAAAUUUAAAAGACCACAAGAUUUGAAAAAGCAUUUAAAGACUCAUUUGGAAUCAAAUUCCAUUAAAAGGAAAAGAAGAGGUCCUAAGAUUGGAUCCAAAAAGAAGAACUUUAUCACAAAGGAUACAAACACGACUUCUGUACUACCACACUUGGUACCAUUGAAUCAAUUCGUUUCUAAUGAAUUAAAUUCAUUCGACCCAAUUUAUACUUCAAAAUUGAGUAAUAGAUUGCAAAAUACUACUAUAAUCCCACAUGAUAAUAAUAAUAAUAAUAAUAAUAAUACGAAAGUUAAUUCUCACACCGCUGCUAAUGCUGUUAACUUCUUUACAAGUUUAUCAAGUAACAUGAGAAAUAUAUUAAAUCAUUCAAACACAAACACAAGCAAUACAGCAUCCUAUCAAUCAUCUUAUGUUCAAGCACCUCCUUCAUCAACAUCAUCAUCUUCAUUCCCACAGCAGCAGCAACAACAACAACAACAACAACAACAACAACAAACACCAAUAAUAUUAACAAAAUAUCCGCAAUUGCCAUCUUUAACAAAUAACUUCAAUCAUACUCAUCAUCCACAGUUACCAAUCCAACAGCAACAACAACAAAUGCAAAUGCAAAUGCAAACGCAAAUGCAAAGCAUUGUUAUGGAAGGCAAUGGUUCUAACUCAACUAGUAAUUUCACAUUACCACCACUUUCAUUCAACCCACCUACAGCUACUUCUACCUCUUCUUCACCUCAUUGCAUCAUUCCAAUUAUUACUCCUCGUUACGUUGCAUAUGAUAGAACAAAUUCAGUUGCAGGUACUAACAACUCUUAUUAUAAUCACAACAACAAUAACAACUACAGCAAUAAUACAAUCGGUUUCAGUACCAUUCAAAAGAACAACAAUAAGAAGAAAGAUGAAACUGAAGCAACCAUUGAUGAUAAAUUAUUAUCUCUAGCUAUCAAUGAUCAUGACGAUGAAGAAAUGUUCUUGGAUACUUUGGAAUAUGUAAACAUUAUCAAAGAUUAUUAUCUUUGUUCCUUAUUAGAAGAUGAAUAUAGUGAUGAUGAUAAUGAUGAUUCAAAUGAGGAAAUGAAGUUGAAAAAAAAUGAUUCCGUCCUAAAAAAUAGAAAAUACCCAAGAGUAUUGAUAUAA
Messenger RNA from Naumovozyma dairenensis CBS 421, 1908 nucleotides. RefSeq names its product alkaline-responsive transcriptional regulator RIM101 (gene RIM101). Gene Ontology annotation, biological process: positive regulation of transcription by RNA polymerase II. The coding region runs from base 1 to 1908 and encodes 635 amino acids. The transcript has a single exon. Gene Ontology annotation, cellular component: nucleus. The record is from RefSeq and is a predicted model, not a curated record. Lineage: Eukaryota; Fungi; Ascomycota; Saccharomycetes; Saccharomycetales; Saccharomycetaceae.